Molecule: messenger RNA, 7914 nt
Organism: Mycosarcoma maydis (corn smut)
Lineage: Eukaryota; Fungi; Basidiomycota; Ustilaginomycetes; Ustilaginales
Exons: 1
Coding region: 1-7914 (2637 amino acids)
Biological process (GO): telomere maintenance; protein phosphorylation; DNA damage checkpoint signaling
Cellular component (GO): nucleus
Molecular function (GO): protein binding; protein serine/threonine kinase activity
Source: RefSeq, a predicted model, not a curated record
AUGCUGGCUUCAUCUAAUGUGUCACCCAAUGGUGCCCUCGAAGCUCUGCUCCGCAAAGUGGUAGGCACCAGCAUCACCAAUGCUGCUUCUGCUUCUGUGGAAACUGCUCCACAAUCGGCUGACAUUCAAAACAACCGAAGUUCCUCCACUGCGCUCGCAGCAGCUUCGCAGUUCCUCGCAGAGGGUCUCCACCACGCCAAAUCGACGCUCGAUGAACAGACAGACGGACAAGGAGGCCCUCACACUGAAGAGGAAAUCGCACACACGCUCAAUCGCCUUCUUAUCUCGGGCGUCAUUGUGCCGCUCGUCGAAUCCUCAUCAGACUGGGACCAUGCCAACGCGCAAAAUUCAUCUGUAGGCAUAGGCGUCCGGCAAGUCCUCGAUACACUGUCUCGAACUCUCGUGGCUUCGCCAAAGUACCUCGAACAUCUCUUCGAGCCACGCGAUCAUGCCGCUGCCACAGCUCCCGUCUCAGCUUCCAUCGGCGCUGUGACGCUUGACAUGGCUAACACCACCUUUGAUGUAUGGGCAACUCCCCGCUUACUGUGUGCAGCGGCUUCGAUGCUUGCAUCAAGCCGCAAUGCUACAGCGAUGAAAGACUCCCAAAAAGCUCAGCAUGCCUUAGACCUCUCUCAACAAAUCAUCGACCACUUGCAGCAGUUGCUCGCAACAUCGACAGAAGCCGUCGGUCAAAUUGAUAAUGUGCGCUAUGUUCUCGCCGAGUGCCUACGAGUCUCUGUUCACGCGCUCGCUCAAACCGGGAAGACUUCGUUCAGCUCCACGGCAUGUCUUCCCGAAUUUGUAAUCCCUUCCGUACCUCACCAAGCUCCGAUCCGGAGCUCUGCACCCACGCUAUCACCCACAGUCUCUUUCUUUCGGACACCGAUAUCCGAUUUCUCGUACCGCCUCUCAUCGCGCAAGGAUCGGCCUAAGCCUAGCGGUAGCGGCCUUGCCGCUCUCUCCUCUUUACAGAUGGAUGCCGCAUUCUCUUUCCCCCUCAGCGGCGCUGUUGUGGGAUCGACCUCAGUCUCAAUGAAGCCGGAUGAAUCCGUCAUCAAUCGUGCAGAGGCUCUGUUCCUUGUCUCCAUAGAUAUCUGUAUCCGUCUGGCAAAAGCAUAUCCGGUCUACUUUUUGGAUCUCGCAGACCACAGCGUGGUCUUGUUUGUCGAGCAUCUUCAACAUGGGUGGACGUGCGCCAGGCAGAAUAGCCUAUUUCCGGCUUCAUGCAUGACUUUGGCUGCAAACGCUUACAGCAUCAUAGGCAGCCACGCCAAGUUUCUUGGAGAAUGCUAUUCGAGCCACCUCGUGAGGUUCUUGCAGGUAGUCGCUGAGCACAUGUCGUCUCUCGUAGAUGUGUUCGACCAUCUCGACGCCCAAGAUAAAGCGCACUCUAAUCUUGUGCAUGUUUUCGAUUCAAUUGGUGAUUGCUUCAGCGCUUGUGCGCUCGAGACACCGGAUCCACAGCUGGCGAUUGUGCUCCAGCCCUAUCUCUUUUUGAUCACAACUCAAAUCCGGCUGGCCGCUCGUUCUCUCGCUGAUUCAUCGGAUCCCAUGCAACGGUCUGCCCACAUAUGCUACGUAUCGGCCCUUCUGUUUUCGGUCGUUUCGAAUGGGCAUUGUCCCGAGGCGACACUCGCACAAGAGCUCGGCGAACAGCUCACCACUUUGCUCAGAUUUGCUGUGGACGAACAACAGGCUCACGACGCACGCAAGGGUAAAGGUCACGCUGAAAAACUGCAGCGUCUUUAUUGUCUCUGGCGAGACCAAGUACAUGCUGGCGCUCCGACGGAGCAGCACGGACGCAAGAAUUCGACUCGCGAUCGUCUCGAUCGCUUCAAGCGUCGCAAGCUCGGUAAUUCAGCGACGCCAACGAAAGCCAACGCGGUUUUAGACGCCUUACUCCAGGCUAGACUCUCAUCACCAGAGUUUGAAGGUGCCGACAUCUAUCUACGCGAGCUUUCAAGACGACGUCUGAUUUCGCAGUCAUUUGCUCGAUCCGCUCAAAGGGAAGAUUCUACUGAUUCAGACGGUGUGCAAAGCUCAUAUAUUGACGACUCUCCCGCAGCAGCAGCCCAAGCAGAGCAAGAAGGUUUGAACACCAAGCUUGACUCGACCGCCGUCGCUGGCCUGUGGAAAGAUGCUCACAGCUCCGUCAAAGCCUCCCUUCCCGUCUCGGCCGGAACCCUCAACAUGCUGUGCCGCUGCGUUGAGCACUCUGCUGUCACAGAAUCGCUUCCUGACAAUGGAGACAGGUAUGUCGUGAGCAUUAUCUCGCAUUCGUUGCGGUCAAAAGCUCGUAGUUCGCGGCUCGCUGCCAACGAGCUAGCCCUGUUAUAUCAGAUGAGGCUACUGCAGCAGCGAGAUACAAGCAACGAGGAAGAGUGGAUGGCCCACUUUCUCCAGGUGCCGAAGAGCUACGAAAACAUUCUCGCCGACUCCAAUUUGGCUUUUGGCCACGAGACCGCGCUGAUAGGCCUCGCUCGUCUCUUCGAGUUGCCGGUCGAAGGCUGUCAAGAGGCCUGCUUGCUCACGCUUAUCUUGCAUCUUGGCCAUCCCAAUCCGUUCAUCAAGGCAUGCGCGUACACACAAGUUGUGCAGAUCGCUGCUGCACAGCGGUGCACGACAUAUCAACUGGUCCAAAAGCACUUUGAAAAGGUAUCGACGUCCAUUGUGGAGCGCUUUAUAUCGAUGCCAGACCUGUGGACGAGUUUCUUGAGCCUGAUCAAGAUGAACCAGGCCACUUUCUUCAACCUGACCAAGGAAUACACGCUGCCUCACCUCAUCACCAUGAUAUGCGCUGGUGACGGAACGGCUGAGGUGGGCACAAAGAUGAUCGAGCUUAUCGCACGCGCUCUGGGCACCGAUGUCCCUCGACUCUGUCACGACAACAUUACUCCCAUCUUCCGUUCCUUCUUCAUGCGAUCUGCCACGCUACGAGAUCUGGGUCUCAACACACUUGUCCAGCUCAUCGGUGUGGAUGCAGCCAGCCUGAAAGCACUUCUUCGCAGUCGCCAAUCCGAUAUUGUUGGUUAUCUCGUCGUAAAGCUCGGCAAUCGAGCCACACGAAAGGAGGCCUAUGCAGGCCUCGAGUUCAUCAUCGAGACUAUUAGUGGUACAGCUGCUGCCAGUAGGUCCAAGGAUUCGCUGAUGCACAAGUCAAAAGUGGCGACUUUCCUGAAAGGCGAGAUCCUCGCCAUCCUCACGUGGAUCAAUCAGGAGCUUUCGGGAGAGCAUGGUCGGAGGACUGCCACUGAUCUGGCCUUCGCUUUACGCAGCAUUGGCGCCCUCGUUGAGAUUAUCGGACCGCCCAUCAGUGCAGUCACGCCACAGAUCAUGGCCACGCUCAACAGUCAUCUUGAGCCAGAUGCGCUCAGCCUGGCCACGCUCGAAAGUUGGAAGAUCUUUAUCAGGACGCUGCGAUUCGAUGAUGUCGGUCCUUUUGUCGGUCAAACCGCUGCAGCCUUGCUGUCAGCUUGGGAUCGUUUCAAUCCAGAAAAGAAAAAGAUCGCCAUUUCAAUCCUGCACUAUCUCAUACUAGAGAACGUUUCUUACCUCAAAAACUUUAUUGACGACAUUCCGAGCUUGGACCGGCUCGAUGCCGAGAUUCCAGACAUUUGCCGCGGUCUCCGUAGUGAAAGAGAGACGUGGAAUACUGACCGACGCUUCCGAAACAUUCUGGAUCGUUCGGCUCACGAGAACACUUCGAUCUGCAUCGAAUCGCUCAGAGAAUUACAGGCCUUCCUUGGCGAAGAGCGAGCUUAUAUCGAGUCUCUAACAUCCGGUGACUCGUUCAGUCCUCUCAUCGGGCAAUGCAUUCGCACGCUGAUGCACGUCGCAACUCGCAGCGACGCACAGCACACCGACAUUCGCGAUAUUGGGUUUCGCUGCUUUGGGUUGAUCGGCGCUGUCGACCCAGAUCGAAUUGAGCAUGCCGUGGAAGAGCCUCUCAAGAUCGUUCUGAGCAACUUCGAGGACUCGGAGGAGGCCAUCGACUUUUCGAUCCAUCUCAUCCGCGAUCUGCUUGUGCCUGCUUUUCGAGCAGCGACAGAUACCACACAGCAAAAUGGACUUGCGUAUGCCAUUCAAGAGCUUCUAAAGGUGGCCGGCUUCAAUAGCUCCAUCCUAGCCACAGGAUCCAACGCAAGGACCGUGGGAAUCAAGACGAAACAACGUCUUGCAGACUUGCCACCAGACGUCGUCGACACGAUUACGCCGUUGCUCGACUCGAGGUAUGGCGCGCAGGUGGGAAAGCCUAGCAUGCGCGAGACGCCCAUCUAUACGCACUCGCGCUCGUACAGCGAUUGGCUGCAAAGCUGGACGAGUCGACUGAUUACCAAGACGGUGGAAAGAUCCGACGCCUCGGUUGCGGUGUUUGCCGUUGCUGGAGCGACCAAAAGUGCUGCAGGCAUUGCGUCAACCAUUUUUGGCGUUUUUCGCGUCGCUAUCCGCUCGCAUGACGUGGGCAUUGCGCGUCAUCUGCUACCGCAUCUCGUACUGCACUCAAUCAUCUCUGGUGACGACGCAGAACGAGAAGCGAUUGUCGACGAGAUUCAAACGGUUCUUAGGGACCAGGUCGAGAGUCACACCAACUAUGAGGCCGAAAGGAAGCUUUUGACGGCUCAGACGCUGUUUACGAUCAUGGAUCAUGUUGGAGUGUGGAUGAGACGCAAACGACAGGACCUCGCCAAGACCUCACGCCGUCCCAGAGUGGCUCAGGGCGGAGAAGAAGUUUUGGUGAUCGUCGAGUCGAUUAUGCAUCGCAUCUCUCAAGAGCUGAUGGCACAAGCGUCACUGCAGUGCAAAGCAUACUCACGAGCGCUGCUCAAUUUUGAGCUGCGUGUGCGCGCUAUUAGAUCAGAAGGCAAGGACGACCACCACUUGCAAGGCUACUACGAGAACAUGCACAGGAUCUACGCCCAGCUGGACGAACCGGAUGGCAUGGAGGGCAUCUCAACGAGGGUAAUUUCUCCUUCGCUCGAGCAUCAGAUCCGUGAGCACGAGAGUACUGGACGAUGGACCUCGGCUCAGAGCUGUUGGGAAGUUGAAAUUCAGCAGCGACCCGACGACCCUGAACUGCAUCUCGGCUUGCUGCGUUGCCUGCGCAAUUUGGGUCACUACGAUACCAUGCGUACGCAUAUCCGUGGUGUUCUGAGUGCGCAUCCCGAAUGGGAGGACCUGCUCGAUUCAUUCCGAGUCGAAGGUGCAUGUAUCCUCGGCGACUGGGACGAGGUCGAGGCACGUACCAAAGGCAGCGAGGCUAAGAGCCCAGAGCAUUCGGUUGGUCGAGCGCUACUCGCUAUGCGACAGAACGAUGCCGAGGUGUUUGGCAAGGUGCUGGUGCAAGCGCGUCAAGAUCUUGGUAAGCCGCUCGUGGCUGCCGGCAAGGCGUCGUAUGGGGGAGUGUACGGCUCGGUAUUGCAUCUGCAUAUGCUUCAAGAGCUAGAAAUGAUUCGAUCACAUGCGAGAGUUCACGAAGACGACCGGGCUAGAGAGCUUAUGGGAGUUGUUGCGCCCGAUGCUGGCUCAGAUCUGAACCGAUCGCUGACAGCACGACUGAAUGCGACACUGCCCUCGUUCCGGACACAGGAGCCGUUGCUGAGCCUCAGAAGGACCGCGUUUGCAGCGCUGCUCUCUCGGCUAGGGUCAGGGAACGAAGUGGGCGAGGCGUGGAUUGCUACGGCCAAGAUCGCUCGUCGUGCAGGCCACAUACAGGCAGCCUACUCUGCUACUUUGCAGGCGGGGCAGAAUCAGGCUACGUUUGCGUUCGUUCAGAGGGUCAAGCUGCUCGCAAAGGAAGACAAGACGCACGAAGCGAUUCGCGACUUGGCCAAUUCUCUCAACACCCUGACAAGCACGUUCAAGCCCGGUCAGCUAGGCCGCGAUUCCGUCACGAGGCUCAUCGAGCUGGAGAAGACUGACUCGACUGGUAGAGCUUUGCGAAUCGAGCGCGCCACGUUUGCCAAAGCACGUCUGUUGCUCGCGCGGCUUCAAGACUCGACGUUGCGAUACACGGUCAACGAGAUUUUGGACCGAUACAAAGAGGCGACCAAGGAGCAGCCCAAAUCGGAAAAGAUGUGGUACCAUCUCGGACAUUUUCAGGACACACACGAAGGUCUGCUGCCCAACAUGACGAUGCAACGCUACAACGUGUGUCGCGCAUUUCUGCGCUCAGCUCACGUGGGCACCAAGUUCUUCUAUCGAACGCUGCCCAGAGUUUUGACUAUUUGGAUGGACCUGGCUGCGGACGAACAGAUCCUCGCUCACGGCAAAAAAAGCAGCAGCAGCGAUGCAGAGCUUGGUCAAAAGGUGGCUGCUUUUACAGAGUUGAAUGAUCAGAUGACAAAGUACACUCGACGACUCAAACCAUUCCAAUGGCUAGCUGUGUUCCCGCAGCUGGUUGCGCGCAUCGUACAGAAGAACGAGGAUGCAUGGCUUGUGCUGCAGGAGAUCAUCUUGCAGGUGUUGCUGGCGUACCCGCAACAGGCCAUGUGGUUAAUGGUGGCUGGUGCUAGCUCGAAGGAUGCCGAAAGAAAGAAACGGUAUGGCGAGAUCGUCCAUCGAAUCAGCUUCAAGGGUGGCUCGAGCCACAGAGAGGUGAGCAAGGUGGUAUCGUCGUCGCAACGACUUGCCAAAGAGCUUUUGCGUAUGUGCGACUAUCAUGUCAGCAAGAACGAAACGGUGCUCAGCAUCGAAAAGCUGUUUCCGGGGCUGUUGGAGGUAGCCAAUACGUCGGAGCUGCUGUUGCCGCUGCAGAGCUCGAUGACGGUGUUGCUUCCUUCGAACCACUUGAUCUCGGCGGAUCACCGGCCGUUUGCAAGUAACUUGCCGACGAUCAUGAGUUUUGAGGACACGAUCGAGGUGAUGAACAGUUUGCAAAAGCCGCUCAAGAUGAUGAUCGUUGGCAACGACGGCAAUCGGUAUCCGUUCCUGUGCAAGCCUAGGGACGAUCUGCGCAAAGAUGCACGGCUGAUGGAGUUUGACUCGAUGAUCAACAAGCUGCUGCAGAGCCAGCCCGAAUCGCGUAAGAGGAAGCUGUACGUGCGAACGUAUGCUGUGCUGAUCCUCAACGAGGAGCACGGGCUUAUCGAGUGGGUACCGCACACGGUGGGGUUCCGGCACAUUCUGACCAAGCUGUACAAUGCCAAAGGAGUGCAGAUCUACACAUCGGAGGUCAAGACGAACAUGGACGAUGCGCGGAUGGCGCGGGAUUCGAGGACGAGCGAGAUCAUCUUUGAGACGCGGGUGCUGGCCAAAUUUGCGCCCGUGUUUCAUGAAUGGUUUCUGGCAACGUUCCCGGAUCCGACGGCGUGGCUGCAGGCGCGAUCAGCGUAUGCACGGACGGCCGCCGUCAUGUCGAUGGUGGGCUUUGUGCUGGGUCUAGGCGAUCGACACGGAGAGAAUAUUCUAUUCGAUUCCAACAGCGGCGACACGGUGCACGUCGACUUGAACUGUCUGUUUGACAAGGGACAGCGAUUCGAGAUCCCGGAACGAGUGCCAUUCCGACUGACGCAGAACAUGGUGGAUGCGAUGGGCGUGACGGGCUGCGACGGUGUCUUCCGCAAGAGCGCCGAGAUUACGAUGGGAAUUCUGCGUGACAAUCGCGACUCGCUGAUGAGCGUGCUGGAAGCCAUGGUACACGACCCGCUCGGCGAAUGGAGCGUUCCUGAGGACCGACAUCGAAGCAAGGGCACUGGCCGCAAGAAUGAUGGACGUGGCGAAGAUCCGCGAGUGGUGGAAGCGCGUCGGGCGCUGGACCCAGUGGCCAACAAGCUCGAUGGGCGAUUGUACCGGCUUGGAUCGCGCGAGCCAUCGCCACCAUUUUCGACGAGCAACCUGGUCGACGCACUGAUCAAGGAAGCCACGAGUCAUUCGAACCUGGCAAAGAUGUACAUCGGAUGGAGCAGUUGGCUCUAG